AUGGUCAACUCCUUAGAGGUCCUCGUCGUUGCCGCCCUUCUGGCUGUCGCCGCCGCCGCCCCGGCACCGGCGACGCCGGGCUACAAGCCCGCUCCGGCCCCUUACCGCCCGGCCCCCGCGUACAAGCCGGCCUCUUACCAUCCAGAGCCCCAGUACAAGGAGGAGGCCAAGCCGUUUGCUUACGACUACGCCGUCAACGACCACUACACCGGCACCAACUUCGCCAAGAAGGAGGAGAGCGAUGGUCACAGCACCCAGGGAUAUUACUCGGUGUCUCUGCCCGACGGCCGUGUCCAGCACGUCAAUUACGUUGUCGACAACUACAGCGGCUACAACGCUGAUGUCACCUACGAGGGAGAAGCCCAGUACCCCCAGUACCACCCUGCCCCUGCCUACAAGGUUUCUGCACCUGCCUAUAAGGCUGCCGCUCCGGCCUACAGCGACCACUACACCGGCACCAAUUUCGUGAAGAAGGAGGAGAGCGAUGGUCACAACACCCAAGGAUAUUACUCGGUGGCUCUGCCCGACGGCCGCAUCCAGCACGUGAAAUACAUCGCCGACAGCUACGGCGGCUACAACGCUGAGGUCACUUAUGAGGGAAAGGCUCAGUACCCCGAGUACUACGCUGCUCCUGCCUACAAGACUGCUGCCGAUGUCUACCAGCCCACCCAUUACAAGGAGGAGGCCAAGCCGUUCGCCUACGACUACGCUGUCAGCGACCACUAA
Messenger RNA from Pollicipes pollicipes, 726 nucleotides. RefSeq names its product cuticle protein 19.8-like. The coding region runs from base 1 to 726 and encodes 241 amino acids. The record is from RefSeq and is a predicted model, not a curated record. Gene Ontology annotation, cellular component: extracellular matrix. The transcript is spliced from 4 exons. Lineage: Eukaryota; Metazoa; Arthropoda; Thecostraca; Pollicipedomorpha; Pollicipedidae.